Morus notabilis is the source of this 1009-nucleotide messenger RNA. RefSeq names its product probable inactive beta-glucosidase 14. Gene Ontology annotation, biological process: carbohydrate metabolic process. Bases 36 to 776 code for a protein of 246 amino acids. The record is from RefSeq and is a predicted model, not a curated record. Gene Ontology annotation, molecular function: beta-glucosidase activity. The transcript is spliced from 4 exons. NCBI's taxonomy places the organism in Eukaryota, Viridiplantae, Streptophyta, Magnoliopsida, Rosales, Moraceae.
UAGAUCCUCUAGUGCAUGGAGAUUAUCCUCCUGAAAUGCUAAACUGCAUUGGGCUGCAAUUGCCGAGAUUUUCCCCAAGACAGAAACAGCUUCUACAAAGCACUAGUCCCGACUUCAUCGGCAUCAACCACUACUCUACUUUCUACGUCAAGGAUUGCAUCUACUCCGAGUGUUCCUCUGGCAGCGACCGCCCGAUUCGAGGGUUUCUCGAAACUACCACUGAACGAGAUGGCACUCCAAUUGGACAGCCGACUGGAAAGGCAAGGUUCUUUGUAGUUCCAAGAGGACUGGAAAAGGCUAUUGACUACGUUAAGCAAAGAUAUAACAACAAGCCCAUGUUUGUUACUGAAAAUGGAUUUGCUUCGCCAAUACAGCAAAAUGAACGAGUGGAAGACCUGCUUCAAGACAUUGAUCGCGUCAAAUAUCACAAAGAUUACCUUUCCGCUGUAGCAAGUGCCGUAAGGAACGGUGCGAAUGUGCAAGGAUAUUUCGUUUGGUCAUUGUUGGAUAACUUUGAAUGGGCAGAUGGUUACAACAGCAGAUUUGGGCUCUAUUACGUGGACCGGACCACGCUUAAACGAAGUCCAAAACUUUCUGCAAGAUGGUUAAAUAACUUCCUCACAAACGACACUGCUGCAACUUCCAGGUUUCAUCAAGGCUCUGUCGAGAAUUCGGUCCGGAAAACGAAGAAUGUGCCAUUAACAAGCAGUUCGGAAGCAAACAAAACGGAAACAAUCAAAACUUCGUCCAACACUUUAUCAACCUUUCUAGAUUAAUAAUUUGUAUUAAAAGGACAAAUAAUCAAAGAAAACUGGAUUUAACCUCAGAAAAGAAAAAACAAAGACAAUUUCAAGGUAGUUAUAUUCAAAAUUGAGUGUGUCCUAUUUAGAGAUGAUAAUUUUAUCUGCUAAUCCAUUUACCGUGAGAAUCCGCAUUAAAUGGAAUGGGAAAAAUAAACUUUCAACGGAUUCAGAUUGUAAAUGAAUUAUAAUUUUAAUUCGUCGUAGGU